AUUCAUUAUUUUAAUUAUAAACGACGAAUCACCAUUUCUUUUAAUAUUUUACCGACCCAUGUCGGUAUAUUCAAAAUUAUCGAGUCUAUUAUGCGAAAAAUAACUUCAUUUUUACAAUUGGUUAUGUUCCUCUCACCUCAUCUCUUCCUUAAAUUUUUUCCGAAGUACCGAUUUUUUAUUGAAAUUACUCAUAAUUGGAACAAAAAUUUACCAGAGAGUUUAAGCAGAGAGCAAAAAAAAAAAAGAUAUAGACAGAGGAAGAGAAAAGAGGCGGGUGCGGUCGAUAUCAUGUAAAAUUCAGGAUCAAGCAAAAGCUUCGCAUUGAAGCUUAUAAUUCGUUUCACACGUAGUCUUUUUGAUUCGUCGUAUUUGAUUUUUUUUUCAAUAUUCUAAUUACUUUGCGCGAUAUGAUUGGACAAAGCGAUCUAGCGCGUAAGGGCGUGGUUUUGACAGAUGCAAAAGAACGCCUAUCAUACUAAUUCGUUUUUUCGUCAAAAUACGCCAUUGUCUACGCAAUGAUGUAUUGCGUCUUAUUUUUUCCUUUCUCAAAUUUAAAUUCCAUAUACGUUUUCCAACUUACAAAGACGUACUGUUCUAAGACGACGAUGCUACAGAAUAAAAUAUUCAUUUUUAAAUUUAAAAUGAAUUCCUUUCAAAUUAUUGUCAAACAGAACGGAAUUAUAAAUUUAAUCGAAUAUAUUUCGAGGUCGCUUCGUUAACCAUGAUCAUGAAAAGAAAGUUCGAGUGUAUAUACAGGAUGUCUCAUUGUGUAGCAAACACCAUUGUUACAAUCAUUAAUAAUAUAAAAGAAUAUACAAAAAAAAUUAAUAUAAAAGAGUUUUUGCGAGUUUUAAAAUUAAUUGAAAGUAUCAAGAUUUUUAUAGAUAUUAAAAUCGAUGAUAUUUCUAACUUAUCGAGAUGUAACACCCUAUAUAUACACGUAUACGUGUAUUUACUAAAGGGGAAUAUGUCUAUAUGUAUGUUAUGUAUGUGUGUGUUUAUAUAUAUAUGUAUAUACUAUGUAUAUAUGUAUAUAUAUGUGUCCUAUGUAUGUAUAUAUGUAUCUAUGAUAUAUGUAUGUAUAUAUGUAUCCAUGAUAUAUGUAUGUAUAUAUGUGUGUUUAUGUAUGUAUGUACGUAUCGAUCCUUGUAUGUACGUACGUACUAAGUGUACUUGACGUGUGUCUGUGUGUGUAACUGAAAUGGAGUCGACGAACCACCCCACUACUCGAAUAACCUCAUGCCAAUCGAUGAAUCCGUCUGCUUCGUAUCGUUUGUCCCCUCUCGAGGAAUAUUACCUCUUCUCUCUUAUAUCGAAAUUCUAGUGUGCUUGGAAUCCAUGUGCAGUUUAACAAUCUUUAUUUUUAUCAUUAUUUUUAAUUUAAAUCCUUUUUUUGUGUGUGUCCAUAUAUACACAUAUAUAUAUUUUUCAGUAAAUGAAUUAUGUUAAAUUCGUGUAACUAGAUACGUACCUGAGCUUUCACAGAUCCGUUCAAUAAGACGCGCGUGCGCGCUCUCAAGAGUUCGUUAGCCGUCACGGUCGUGUACGAAAGAGAAAAAGAGCAUUAACGUUUCGUCUCCCAUUUUACAUGUGCUGAUCUUUGCACAUAUGUGUAUAUAUACAUAUAUAUCUUGGAUAUGUGUAUAUAUUCUUUUCUCUCUUUUUCUGGUUUUUACAUAAACAUAUAUGGUAUAUGUGUUUGUGUACGUUAAGUGUCAUGUGCAGCGAGUAGAUACUUCUCCUCCAGCCGAUACAUCAAUUACGUAUAUUGAAGAAGUUUAACGCAGCAUCAUGUCAAGCCCGUUGUUGAAAGAUUUACCCAAAGUGGCGCUAGAUUUGAAAAGCGAAUUAGAAGGUUUUAAUCACGGAUGUAUGAAAAAAGCUGCAACUGCGGAGAAAAAUGUCUUGCCCUCUGCAGAAGAUGUUGCAGCAGAAAAAACUCAGCAGACAUUGAUUGCUGGCAUCGAAACAUUUGAUCCAACUAGUCUGAAACAUACUACAACUCAGGAGAAGAAUCCAUUGCCUGAUAAAGAUGCAAUUCAGCAAGAAAAGGGAAAACAACAAUUGAUCUCUGGAAUAGAAAAUUUCGAUCCAGCAAAACUCAAGCAUGCAGAAACGCUUGAAAAAAAUCCUUUGCCUACCAAAGAAGCAAUUGAUGCUGAGAAAAUAGCUGCUUAAGAAUCUAUUCAGAAGAAUGAAGAAGAAAAAAAGCAGCAAUUUGUCUUUUCUUCCAUUUUCUAUAUCAUGACAUUGUAUAACAAUAAUUCAUACAUUGCCAACAAAAAUGUGAAUGCAAAACACUGUGUUAAUGUAAUCUCAUGAUUAUACUUAUACUACCGUCACAAACGUUCCUUCUGGCGAUAUCUAAACGCAAAAUGGUUUUCUAUUACGAUCAAGAAAACCAUAGAUAUUGUAGCGAUGCGAGUCUUAAUACUUUUUGUCAAACUAACUUAAUUUUAGGCUCAAAACGCUAUCAUCCAAAUAUUUUGAUACUCGUCAAAGGAUGUACUUUUUAUACUAAAAAAGCUGCACGCAAGUAAAAUUUUAUUUUCUAUAGCAGCAAGAUUGGUGGCAUUGCAUACGUUAUAGAUAUCGCAGAGCUACACCGAUUGACUUUAUAUUUGUGUAAAAAUCAUAUUUUAUAUAACGGGCUAUUGUACUUUUUUAAUAUUUCGUACGUAACGCAUUGUCAUUCCAAUGAAAUUAUUACGAUGAAUAAAAAAAUCAUUUGUACAAAA
This is a messenger RNA of Vespula vulgaris, 2738 nucleotides long. RefSeq names its product thymosin beta (gene cib). Lineage: Eukaryota; Metazoa; Arthropoda; Insecta; Hymenoptera; Vespidae. Gene Ontology annotation, molecular function: actin monomer binding. Gene Ontology annotation, cellular component: cytosol. The transcript is spliced from 5 exons. The record is from RefSeq and is a predicted model, not a curated record. Gene Ontology annotation, biological process: actin filament organization. Bases 1792 to 2178 code for a protein of 128 amino acids.